UGAAGUCAUGAGCAGUAGUCGUACGUUUUGACAGAGAGAGAGAGAGAGAGAGUGAGAGGGCAGGCAAGGCAGGCCUAGGCGCCUUGCAAACCAAUGAUGCUCACUCAAGCUAGCCAAUUCAGGUAGAAACAAAAACACAUAAAACCCUUCACCCAUUUUCAGUUUCCAGUUUCUUUGUGUUUUUACCCAUUACCUCCACCACGGUACUCAACUACCCAGAUUAUUCCCACUACCCAUUUCCACCAAACCCCUUUCACUCUGGUCCUUCUAUGCAUCCAAAGUAACCGCCUUUCUUCACAGAAACGACGCCGGAGAUGACCGGAGAAGCAGGCAAGACGGUGGUCGUCGGUGUCAAGCUAGACUCGCACAGCAAGGAGUUGCUGACGUGGGCCCUCGUCAAAGUGGCCGAGCCUGGUGACCAUGUCAUUGCCAUUCAUGUCCUCGACUCCAUCUCUGAGGAGACUUCGUGUUUGCUCUCGAUGGUCAAGACAUUCGAUUCUGUGCUCUCUGCUUAUGAAGGUUUCUGUAGCUUGAAGCAGAUUGAUCUCAAGCUAAAGGUGUGUAGAGGCAAUCCGAUCAGAAAAGUUUUAGUAAGGGAAGCAAAGGCAUUUCAUGCUGAUACUCUAAUUGUUGGGACUUCCAAAACCCACCAUAGAAUUCGAUCAUCCGUUUCCGUUGCCAAGUACUGUGCCUGGAAAUUGCCCAAAAGUUUCUCUGUUUUCGCUGUCGAUAAUGGCAAGGUUGUGUUCAAGAGGGAAGAGGCUGAUAGCUGUGCACAUCAAUCACAAGAUAAUAAUCAUAAGUCAUCUCCGAAGAACGUAGAGGUUCUUGAAGAUGUUAAACUAAAUAAAUGCAAGAAGAAAAGCCGUAAGACAAAAUGCCAGAACUGUGAAGGGGAUUCAGUUUUAUUGGAUAAUUCUGGGACCCAAUUGACAGCUGAGUUGCCUGGCGAUGGAAAUGAGGACAAUUCAUUGGCUUUGGUUCCAUUCCAAAGGAUGAACUCUAUCAAGACUCAAAAUCCGCACUGUUUUAAACCCGGUUGGUCCAUUCUUCGCUGGACAUUUUUAAGAAGACAGCAACACAAGAAGAAAUCUGAUGAAAAGACAUCUGUUUUGGGACAGUUGUCGAAACCAUUGAGUUCCCAUACUUCGGCUGUUGUUUAUCCUGAUCAGAAACACAGUAAUUCUAGCCAGGAUGGAGAUCAUUCUUCCGUGCCUGAUGGAGCAAGUAGUACAACUGUGUCACUUGGCUCUAAUGAAAUCUUCCCUCCUCUAACCCCAAACCAUGGCAUGGAGAGCCUUCCUGAAGAAUUUUUAGAUUUAUGUAAGAAAUAUUCAUCCAGCUGUAGACUGUUUAGCUACGAGGAACUUUUGUUGGCAACAUCAAACUUCUUACCUGAGAACAUGGUUGGAAAAGGUGGCAGUAGUCAUGUUUAUAGAGGCCAUCUUUUAGACGGGAAGGAGUUGGCAGUGAAAAUCCUGAAGCCAUCUGCAGAUAUAUUGAAAGAGUUUGUUCAUGAAGUUGAGAUCAUCACAGCUUUAAAUCACAAGAACAUAAUCUCUCUAUAUGGAUUAUGUUUCGACAACAAUUUAGUUUUGGUGUAUGAUUUUAUCUCAAGAGGAAGCUUAGAAGACAACCUUCAUGGUAAUAAGAAAGAUGGGAAUUCAUUUGGUUGGAAGGAUAGAUAUAAUGUGGCCUUAGGUGUAGCGGAGGCACUCAACUAUCUACACAAUGGCUGUGAAGAACCUGUGAUCCAUAAGGAUGUAAAGUCUUCCAACAUCCUUCUUUCAGAUGAUUUUGAGCCACAGCUCUCAGAUUUUGGACUUGCGAGCUUGGCAUCGACGUCAACGCAUAUUGAUUGCACGGAUGUUGCUGGAACAUUUGGUUACUUGGCUCCAGAAUACUUCAUGCAUGGCAAAGUUAGUGAUAAAAUUGAUGUCUAUGCCUUUGGUGUUGUACUCCUUGAGCUUCUUUCUGGUAGACAACCGAUCUACAGCAAAUGUGCAAAGGACCAGGAAAGUCUGGUGAUGUGGGCAAAGCCAAUACUUAAGGGUGGGGAGGUUGCCCAACUGCUAGAUCCAAGCCUGGGAAGUGACUAUGAUCAUGACCAAAUUGAGAGAAUGGUUUUGGCUGCUAACCUUUGCCUUAGAUAUGCUCCUGGACUUCGGCCCGGGAUCAGCAUUGUUCUGAAGCUUCUUCAAGGUGAUGAGGAAAUUACAAGGUGGGCAAGGCAAGAAGUUAGUGCAUCAGAUGAACUUGACGCACUGGAUGGAGAAGCUGUUCCUACAAAUAUCAAAUCCCAUCUUAACAUGGCGUUGCUAGACUUGGAAGAUGAUUCCCUUUCUACGAGUAGUGGUGAACAAAGCAUCUCAGUAGAAGAUUACUUGCGAGGUAGAUGGAGUCGCUCAACAAGCUUUGACUAGCCGAUACUUUCGGUAUGACGGGAUCCUGAUAUUAGAACACAUUGUGCUCUAUUAGAAGGUACUUUUGUAAAUUCCUCUGUUUUUGUUCAUUUUUAAUGCUCUUGGGCCAGGUCCCGGAAGAGAGGUUGUCAUAAGGUUUGACCUCCUCCUUGACUAGGAGAGUUGUAUUGCAAACUGGAAAACACCGGCUGGUUUUCCAUUGCAUCUUUAGGUCUCAACUCUUAUUCUUCAUAUGAGGAAAUUAGAUUAGAGAAAAUGCAGGAGGGGCGCGGAGAACUGUUGUUCUGUUUAGGUGAGCAUAGUAAUCUUCGCUCUGUAUGUUGUAUAUGAAGUGGUAUUGGAAAUCAGGAGACUGCUUUUUUUUUUUUUUGUUGGUCAAAGUAAUUGUUUAAGAUUACUGCUCAUUAGGUACCUUUAUUGGAAAUGAGGAAAGGUUGGAUUCCA
Messenger RNA from Rosa chinensis, 2867 nucleotides. RefSeq names its product probable receptor-like serine/threonine-protein kinase At5g57670. Gene Ontology annotation, molecular function: ATP binding; protein kinase activity. The transcript has 10 exons. Lineage: Eukaryota; Viridiplantae; Streptophyta; Magnoliopsida; Rosales; Rosaceae. The record is from RefSeq and is a predicted model, not a curated record. Gene Ontology annotation, biological process: protein phosphorylation. Bases 315 to 2423 code for a protein of 702 amino acids.